Molecule: messenger RNA, 697 nt
Organism: Cyclopterus lumpus (lumpfish)
Lineage: Eukaryota; Metazoa; Chordata; Actinopteri; Perciformes; Cyclopteridae
Gene: trappc1
Product: trafficking protein particle complex 1
Exons: 6
Coding region: 58-618 (186 amino acids)
Biological process (GO): endoplasmic reticulum to Golgi vesicle-mediated transport
Cellular component (GO): TRAPP complex
Source: RefSeq, a predicted model, not a curated record
GGAAGUGGAAGGGAGGAAGAGGAACAAGAAGACUGACCUGCAGCAGAAGAUCCGGUCAUGGAUCGGUGUCAGUUUGUCUGUUACUCUAUUGGCGAUGUAAGCUCUGAGAGAGAGAGACAGGCGCGGAUGCGGACAGCCCUCCAGCGGGGUCCUGAGCGCGGCAGGAAACAGGAAAAGAAGAUGACCGUCCAUAACUUGUACAUCUUCGACCGCAACGGCAGCUGCCUGUUUUAUAACGAGUGGAACCGGAAGAAGCAGGCCGGCAUCUCCAAGGAGGAGGAGUUUAAGCUGAUGUACGGGAUGCUCUUCUCCAUCCGCUCAUUCGUCAGUAAGAUGUCUCCUCUGGACAUGAAGGAUGGCUUCCUGUCCUUCCAGACCAGUAAGUACCGGCUCCACUACUACGAGACUCCCAGUGGACUUCGGUUUGUGAUGAACACGGACCUGUCUGUCCCCAACGGGCGAGACACGCUGCAGAGCAUCUACAGCAAUCUGUAUGUGGAGUACAUCGUGAAGAACCCCGUCUGUGUGUUGGGUCACAGUUUGGACAGCGAGUUGUUCAGCAGUCGCCUGGACUCGUUCAUCAGAGGGCUCCCGUUCUACAGUCCCCGUGCCGCCUGAUAGACAAACUCGCGCGCACACACACACACACAGUGACCUAAUAUUUAUUGUGAACGUUGGAUUAAACGUGUGAACACGA